GGAGUAAAUAUGGAAUUCUAAUACUCCCAUGAUUCUCAGAAAUCCAAAUUUGGCAAUAGGCAGAUCACCGAUCCUUCUCAGAUGGAUCCAUUUCUCGAGCCACAGUCCAUCGCCCAAAUCCAAGCAUGGGAACAAAGGCCCAGCAGAUUUCCCCGAGCGAUUCCAUCUCUCCAACUCAGUGAGUCUUCAAUCCAUCCUUCUCAAAUCUCAACUCAUCCACACUGUUCUGAAUCUGUGUGCGACACAUUGUCACUGCUACAAAUCCAGAACGGAUAAGCGUUUCCCCUUGUCACCUGCAAAAAUGGCGUCCGAUUCCGGCCACAAAGCUACGAUAAUCGACGGCAAAGAAAUCGCCCAGACUGUCAGAUCUGAAAUCGCGGAGGAAGUGAGCAAACUCUCAGAGAAAUACGGAAAGGUUCCGGGACUGGCGGAGGUGAUUGUCGGGAGUAGAAAGUGUUCACUGAGCUAUGUAAAUUUGAAGAGAAAGGCUUGCGCGGAAGUCGGAAUCAAGUACUUCGGUUUUGAUCUUCCUGAACAAGUGUCUGAGGCCGAAUUGAUCGCCAAGAUUCACGAGUUGAAUGCGAAUCCUGAAGUACAUGGUAUAUUGGUUCAGCUUCGUUUGCCAAGGCACAUAAAUGAAGAGAAAGUUUUAGCUGAAAUAAGCAUCGAGAAGGAUAUAGAUGGCUUUCAUCCUCUGAACAUCGGGAAGCUUGCAAUGAAAGGCAGAGAUCCCUUAUUCCUACCUUGCACUCCAAAGGGGUGUCUUGAGUUGCUGUCACGAAGUGGAAUAAGUAUUAGGGGAAAGAAGGCUGUUGUUCUGGGGCGAAGCAACAUAGUUGGAAUACCAGUUUCUUUGCUGCUUCUGAAAGCAGAUGCAACCGUGACGAUUGUUCAUUCGCUUUCUGGUGAUCCAGAAAGCGUUAUCCGGGAAGCAGAUAUCAUAAUUGCUGCAGCCGGACUGGCACAAAUGAUCAAGGGCAGUUGGAUCAAACCGGGUGCUACAGUCAUCGAUGUUGGUACAAAUGCAGUUGAUGACCCAACCACAAAGUCGGGCUACCGGCUGGUUGGGGAUGUAGAUUUCCAGGAAGCUUGUAAAGUGGCUGGUUGGAUAACGCCUGUUCCCGGUGGCGUCGGCCCAAUGGCCGUCGCCAUGAUGCUCAGGAAUACUCUGGAUGGCGCUAAGCGGGUGAUCGAGCAGUGAUACGAUGUCGUUUCAGUGUUGCAUCAGUAAAGAAUAUGACGUUCCAUAUUUUGGGAGAUAUGAUGUUGUGAAGACUUAUUUUCGUUUGUUGAAAGUUAGAUAAAGAUCGAGUGUUCAUUUUCUCUGCAGGGACCUGCCUAAACGGAGUGGAGACCCAUUCUAAACGGGACGAGAAUCUCCAUUUAAGCUCUUCGUGGGUUGAGAUGGGAGACAAAGAAUACGUUCCUCGUCCCCGUUCCCACUUUUUUUUAGUGGUUUAAGAUUUUUUCAAGGAUUCUCGAUAGUGAUUCAAUCAUGAGAUGAGGAUUCGUCCUUCUUGGGAA
Messenger RNA from Momordica charantia (bitter melon), 1524 nucleotides. RefSeq names its product bifunctional protein FolD 2. Lineage: Eukaryota; Viridiplantae; Streptophyta; Magnoliopsida; Cucurbitales; Cucurbitaceae. Gene Ontology annotation, biological process: tetrahydrofolate interconversion. Gene Ontology annotation, molecular function: methenyltetrahydrofolate cyclohydrolase activity; methylenetetrahydrofolate dehydrogenase (NADP+) activity. Gene Ontology annotation, cellular component: cytosol. The record is from RefSeq and is a predicted model, not a curated record.